AUACCAUGACUGGUUAUCUCAAAUUUCUACUGUUUUACAUAUUAAAUAUUAUACGACUAAACAAUGGAUUGACAUUUUUUCCUUGUGGGACAUAUUCAGUCGCCUAUGUUUCAUGAUUCUUGUUAGAAGGUUUGCUUCUGAAAUGAAUGGAGUUAUAAUGAUCGCAAUGCUUCGUUUAUGCUUGGCCAUGAUAUUCGUGUUAACUAUCUCCACCGCAUUACAGAAUGCCAACACUUCAUCUUCUCCUCAAGCCUUUGCUUUACACAACCCCCACAUGGAACGAAGGUUUUCUGUUGAUGGUGGUAAGAGAGACUUUGAAGCUCUACUCUCGUUUAAAAAUGGCAUUACAUCCGAUCCCAUGCGGGUGCUCUCCAAUUGGACUUCAACUAAUUCAGAAAACGUGUGCUUCUGGAUUGGUGUUUGGUGUAGGAAACAUACCAACAGAGUGGUGGCCGUAAUUCUCACUCAUUUGGGACUCAAAGGUAACAUUUCUCCAUCCAUAGGAGACCUCUCUCUGUUACGCACUUUAAAUCUCUCUUUCAAUUCUUUCACGGGAAGAAUUCCACCUCAGCUUGGCCAACUGAAAGCGUUAAGACUACUUGACCUUAGAAGAAAUGAAUUAGUGGGUUCCAUUCCCAAAUCUCUCGCCAAUUGCUCGCAGCUUCAGUGGAUCAGACUUCCGUACAACCACUUGACUGGAAGCAUACCUGCAGAAUUUGGGGUUCUGGGGAAGUUAGAGCAUCUCCGAUUGACCGCCAAUCUUCUCAGCGGAAGCAUUCCAGAUUCUCUGGGGAACUGUACUUCUCUUAUUGAUUUUAUCGUUGGCUUCAACUUUCUUACAGGGACAAUUCCAAAGACCAUAGGGGAGCUCAAAUCUUUGGAGCUUUUGUUUCCGGAUGUAAACAAUUUAACUGGACAUAUACCGCCUGAACUUGGAAACUGCACCUCUCUACAUAUGUUAAGCCUUGCUACUAACUGUCUCACAGGGACAAUUCCAAAAACCAUAAGACAACUCAAAUCUUUACAAAUUUUGUAUCUGUAUGAAAACAAUUUAACUGGGUCAAUACCAUAUGAGAUUGGUGAGCUCAAGAAUCUUUCUGAGAUUUUCAUCUACAAAAACAAUCUUUCAGAGGGUAUUCCUGAAAGCCUUGCUGGGCUGAUCUCACUACAGAAAUUAGAUGUAUCUGAUAAUCAGCUGACAGGAAGGAUUCCACCAUCCAUAGGAAACUGCAACCGUCUCACUGAUUUGGUACUGUCAAACAACAACUUCUUUGGAACAAUUCCACCAGCACUGAAUAACUGCACAGCCUUGAAGAGGUUGAAGCUGUCCAGCAACUCAUUUAAUGGAGAUCUGCAAAUCCAUUUCUCUUCUAUAGAAAUUCUGUCUGCUCAUUCUAAUAAUUUUUCUGUGACUCUGCCUGCAUCGUUGGGCAAUAGUCCAAACCUUACUCUUCUUGAUUUCAGCAAGAAUAGAUUGAAAGGUGAGCUUUCAUCACAUCCUCUUGAAAAUUGUCUACAGUUGAGGGUUAUAAGCCUUAGCUCUAAUGAGCUUAAGGGUGAUAUUCCUCUAUGGAUCACAAAUCUCAGCAGAUUGCAGGUGUUGGAUUUAUCCAACAACAAAUUUGGGGGAAGAAUUCCCUAUCAUUUGAAAUCCAUGAAGGGAUUUAGUGACCCUAAAGUUUCACAAGACAUGGGCAAUACACUCUAUGAGGAUAUACCAGAGAUCAAAAUAAAGGGAAAUGAGUAUAGACUAGAAUAUGUACUCGCAGCAAACACUAUACUGGAUCUGUCAAAUAAUAAUUUGAAAGGAGAAAUACCACCAAAUAUCGGGAGCCUAUCUCAACUGAGGUUGCUAAAUCUAUGUGAAAACCAGUUGGAAGGAAAGAUACCGCCAUCCUUAGGGCAAAUAGAACCUCUAGAGCAGUUGGACUUGUCUCGAAAUAAACUGAGUGGGGAAAUACCUAAGGAGCUGUCUAAUUUGUCCAAGUUGAGCUAUUGGAAUGUAUCCUCCAAUCGCCUCUGUGGGCCAAUACCUGGAGGAACACAACUUAUGACUUUUGAUGAGAGAUCUUACCAGGGAAACUUGGGAUGUUUAUGUGGGAAGCCUUUGCAAAGUUGCAAGCAGACUAAUAGUUCAAGUACAGUUCUUUCACCUUCGGAAAUGGUGGGUAAAUCAGUGUGGAGUAAACUGGGUGAACAGGUCUCUAUGAUUGCUGUGGGGUUGGGAUUUGGAAUUGGAGUUGGUGGAAUAAUAUCAAUAAUAGUGUGGUGGGACAGACUUGUGCGUUCCAUGAGGGGGCCGAAAAUAUGAAGCUUAUGUGUUGCUGUAGAUAGUUAUAAUUUGAACUUCAACCCUCACUACUCAUCUGAUAUUCUAAUAUAUAAUGUUUGUUUUGUAUAUUUGACAAAAGCAGUCAUCAAAAGUUUUAGUGGGUAAGAUGUGGUCCUAAGGAUGAUGGAGAUCAACCUUCUUAGGCAACUGCUCUAGCCACUUAGGUGGCUAUUUUAUGUUUCUGCUUUUCGGGUUUAAGUCUAUGUUGUUGUUCUUUUUAUUUAUCCAGACACUGUUCAUCUGA
Messenger RNA from Cryptomeria japonica (Japanese cedar), 2576 nucleotides. RefSeq names its product LRR receptor-like serine/threonine-protein kinase GSO1. The coding region runs from base 113 to 2311 and encodes 732 amino acids. The record is from RefSeq and is a predicted model, not a curated record. Lineage: Eukaryota; Viridiplantae; Streptophyta; Pinopsida; Cupressales; Cupressaceae. The transcript is spliced from 3 exons. Gene Ontology annotation, molecular function: protein binding.